Molecule: messenger RNA, 16048 nt
Organism: Oncorhynchus nerka (sockeye salmon)
Lineage: Eukaryota; Metazoa; Chordata; Actinopteri; Salmoniformes; Salmonidae
Product: ankyrin-3-like
Exons: 51
Coding region: 630-14090 (4486 amino acids)
Biological process (GO): signal transduction
Molecular function (GO): protein binding
Source: RefSeq, a predicted model, not a curated record
GCCCCCACUUCUCUCUCUCUUGCGUGAGCUCUCUGUCUCUCACUAACUCCCUCACUCCCUCACCCAUCUCUCUCUCUCUCUCCCUCUCUCUCUCUCUCCCUUUCUCUCUCUCACUCUCCCUCACCCUCCAUCAGUUUCUCCAUCAGCUUCAGUCAGACUAGAAGGGAGUUGGAGGCUACUGGGUCUACUGUCAGAUAGGCAGCACUAGAUCCAACAACCCACAGGAUUAUUUACCUUUAAAGGAAUAUACUAUUUUCCUUGAUUCUACCUCUUGCCUUUCUGUCUUCCUUCAUCAACAUCCACAUCCUACUCUUACUCUUCUUCCUCCCCCUCGUCCUCCUCCUGCCUUUCUUUCUCCUGCUUCCACACCCUGCCUCUGAGUGUGUUGGAGAGAGGCACCGUUCGCGCGGCAAAGCGGUUCGAGUGGACCUCAGUGUGAGUGUGAGUGUGUGAGUGUAUGUGUGUGUGUGAGCCUCUCCAGUCCACUCUCUCUCGCUCAGUGGAACAGCCCUUUUUAAAUGGACUUUUAUAUUGGUUUGAGACUUUAUCACCAUUGAAAGCAACACCACUGCCGAAGCACUACUGUACAUGUUGGAAUAAAAACAGAUCAGAAAAUCUUUAGUCCCAAGAUGAGUGAGGAAGCUAAAGAUAAAACCACUGGCAAACCAGCGCAUCGUAAGAAGAAAGGCAAAAAGUCGGACAGCAAUGCCAGUUACCUGCGAGCAGCGCGGGCUGGGAACCUGGAGAAGGCCCUGGACUACCUCAAGUCUGGGGUAGAAAUCAACAUCUGCAACCAGAAUGGGUUGAAUGCUCUUCAUCUGGCCUCUAAGGAGGGUCAUGUAGAGGUGGUGGCUGAGCUGCUGAAGCUAGAAGCCAAUGUGGACGCGGCGACCAAGAAAGGAAACACCGCUCUUCACAUAGCCUCCCUGGCCGGCCAAACGGAAGUGGUGAAAGAGCUAGUGACCAAUGGAGCCAAUGUGAACGCACAGUCUCAGAAUGGCUUCACCCCGCUCUACAUGGCAGCCCAGGAGAACCAUAUUGAGGUGGUUCGCUUCCUCCUGGAACACAACUCCAGCCAGAGUAUGGCCACCGAGGACGGGUUCACCCCUCUGGCGGUGGCACUGCAGCAGGGGCAUGACCAAGUGGUGUCUCUGCUCCUGGAGAAUGACACCAAGGGCAAGGUGCGUCUGCCCGCCCUGCACAUCGCCGCCCGCAAGGACGACACCAAGGCUGCAGCGUUACUGCUCCAGAACGACCGCAACGCAGAUGUGGAGUCCAAGAUGAUGGUGAAUAAAACGACAGAGAGCGGCUUCACUCCUCUCCACAUCGCUGCUCACUAUGGCAACAUCAACGUGGCCACGCUUCUGCUGAAUCGGGGGGGAGCUGUGGACUUCAUGGCCAGGAAUGACAUCACACCUCUCCAUGUGGCAUCUAAAAGAGGCAAUAGUAACAUGGUCAAACUGUUGUUGGACAGAGGAUCCAAAAUAGAUGCCAAGACUAAGGACGGACUGACACCUCUUCACUGUGGAGCGAGGAGCGGUCAUGAACAAGUGGUUGAGAUCCUGCUGGACCGCGGAGCCCCCAUUCUGUCCAAGACAAAGAACGGGCUGUCCCCCCUGCACAUGGCCACUCAGGGCGACCACAUCAACUGUGUCCAGCUCCUCCUUCAGAACGAUGUCCCCGUUGAUGAUGUCACCAACGACUACCUGACAGCGUUACACGUGGCCGCCCACUGUGGACACUACAAAGUGGCCAAGCUCAUAGUGGACAAAAAGGCCAACCCUAACGCUAAAGCACUGAACGGCUUCACCCCGCUUCACAUCGCCUGCAAGAAAAACCGCUCCAAAGUGAUGGAGCUGCUGCUGAAACACGGAGCAUCGAUCCAGGCUGUGACAGAGUCUGGACUCACUCCUAUUCACGUGGCCGCUUUCAUGGGACAUGAGAACAUUGUCAACUCACUGACGCAUCACGGAGCUUCGCCCAACACCACCAACGUGAGGGGGGAGACAGCGCUGCACAUGGCAGCCCGGGCAGGUCAGGCUGACGUGGUGCGAUACCUGCUGCAGAAUGGAGCGAAGGUGGAGACUAAGGCCAAGGACGACCAGACAGCGCUGCACAUCUCCAGCCGGCUGGGGAAGGCCGACAUCGUCCAGCAGCUGCUGCAGAGGGGGGCUUCUGCUAACGCUGCCACCACGUCAGGCUACACACCCCUCCACCUGGCUGCCCGCGAAGGUCACGAGGACGUAGCCGCCAUGCUGCUGGACCAGGGUGCAUCGCUGUCGGCCUCCACUAAGAAAGGGUUCAGUCCUCUUCACGUGGCAGCCAAGUAUGGGAAGAUGGAAGUGGCCAGCCUGCUUCUUCAGAAGAGAGCAUCUCCGGAUGCAGCUGGAAAGAGUGGGCUAACUCCACUGCAUGUAGCUGCUCACUACGAUAAUCAGAGAGUGGCUCUACUGCUUCUGGAUCAGGGAGCAUCUCCCCACGCCGCCGCCAAGAAUGGCUACACACCCCUCCACAUAGCUGCCAAGAAGAACCAGAUGGACAUCGGGACCACCCUACUGGAGUACGGGGCGGACACCAAUGCUGUGACCCGCCAGGGCAUCAGCCCUGUUCACCUGGCUGCACAGGAGGGCAGUGUGGACCUGGUCUCUCUGCUGCUCACCAAGAACGCCAGCGUCAACAUGGGCAACAAGAGUGGUCUCACACCUCUCCACUUAGCGGCGCAGGAGGACAAAGUCAACGUGGCGGAAGUCCUGCUCAACCAGGGGGCGGACGUCGACCCCUCAACAAAGAUGGGAUACACUCCGCUGCAUGUGGCUUGUCACUAUGGCAACGUCAAGAUGGCGGACUUCCUCAUACAGAACCAGGCCAGAGUUGAUGACAAAACAAAGAACGGCUACACGCCCCUCCACCAGGCGGCGCAGCAGGGCCACACCCACAUCAUCAACCUGCUGCUGCAGCACGGAGCCUCUGCCAAUCAGCUGACCGUGAACGGGAGCACAGCCUUGUCCAUCGCCUGUCGUCUUGGUUACAUCUCAGUGGUCGACACUCUCAGGCCAGUGACUGAUGAGAAUCUGACCUCUGUGACUGCGACAGAAAAACACAAAAUGAACAUCCCCGAGACCAUGAACGAGUUUCUGGACAUGUCUGACGAUGAAGCUAAGGCUAAUGCGCCGGAAAUUCUCAAUGACGACUGUAUUUCAGAUGUUGACGAAGGUGAGGAUGCAAUGACCGGCGACACUGACAAAUAUCUGCGGCCCCAGGACCUCAAGGAGCUGGGGGACGACUCUCUCCCGCAGGAGGGCUACAUGGGGUUCAGCAUUGGAGUCCGCUCAGCGAGCCCUAGGAUCAGCCUCCGCUCCUUCAGUUCGGAUAGGUCCAACACCCUCAACCGCAGCUCCUACGCGCGAGACAGCAUGAUGAUAGAGGAGAUCCUCGCCCCGACCAAGGACACGCUUCAGAGUGUCUGUAAAGACCUGUCCUACUUGAUUGACCCUCUCAAUAAGCACCUGGCUGUAACCCGGGACUACGAUGCAGAGUGUCUGAGGCGCUACAGCUGGACCCCAGACACAAUAGAUCACAGUAACACUGUGUCCAGCCCCAUUCACUCAGGCUUGUCCUCCCCGCUCCCUCAGUAUGACUCCAGAUUCCUGGUCAGCUUCAUGGUGGAUGCCCGUGGGGGUUCCAUGAGAGGAAGUCGAAGCAACGGCAUGCGUAUCAUCAUCCCGCCCCGGAAGUGCACGGCUCCCACCCGCAUCACCUGCCGCCUGGCCAAGAGGCACAAACUGGCCUACCCCCCACCCAUGGUGGAGGGAGAGGGUCUGGUCAGCCGCCUGGUGGAGGUCGGCCCCGCAGGAGCCCAGUUUCUGGGACCUGUGAUCGUGGAGAUUCCUCAUUUCGGCUCCAUGAGGGGAAAGGAGAGGGAACUGAUCGUGCUGAGGAGCGACAACGGUGACACAUGGAAGGAACACCAGUACGACUGCCAUCCAAGUGACAUCACAGACAUUCUCAACGGGAUGGACGAAGAACUGGACAGCAAUGCUGAGCUGGAGAAGAAGCGUAUCUGUCGAAUCAUCACCAGGGACUUCCCCCAGUACUUUGCGGUGGUGUCCAGGAUCAAGCAGGAGAGUAACCACAUGGGUCCAGAGGGCGGGACUCUGACCAGCCUGACCGUGCCCAUGGUCCAGGCCUCCUUCCCACAGGGGGCGCUCACCAAAAAGAUACGCGUUGGCCUGCAGGCUCAGCCCGUCCCAGAUGACAUGGUGAGGAAUCUCCUCGGCAACAGGGCCACCUUCAGCCCUAUCGUUACUGUGGAGCCUAGGAGGAGGAAGUUCCACAAGCCCAUUACCAUGACGAUCCCUGUACCGCCCCGAUCGGCAGAGGGCCACCCCAGUGGACCCAGGGGAGACUCCACCCCCUGCCUGCGCCUCCUCUGCAGCAUCACAGGUGGAACAUCUCCUGCCCAGUGGGAGGACAUAACAGGAACUACUCCGCUGUCCUUUGUCACAGACUGUGUUUCCUUCACCACAAACGUGUCGGCCAGGUUCUGGCUUGCAGACUGCCACCAGAUUCCUGAGACGGUCGGUCUGGCCUCUCAGCUAUACCGGGAGCUGAUCUGUGUGCCGUAUCUGGCCAAGUUUGUGGUGUUUGCCAAGAUGAACGAUCCUGUGGAGUCACGCCUCCGCUGCUUCUGCAUGACGGACGACAAGGUGGACAAGACUCUGGAACAACAGGAGAACUUUGAAGAGGUGGCCAGGAGCAAAGACAUUGAGGUCUUAGAGGGCAAGCCUAUCCAUGUGGAUUGCUAUGGCAACUUAUCUCCUCUUACCAAGAGUGGGCAGCAGCUGAUCUUCAACUUCUUCUCUUUCAAAGAGAACCGGCUUCCUUUCAAUGUGAAGGUCAGAGACAUGGGCCAAGAACCAUGUGGUCGACUCUCAUUUUUGAAAGAGCCGAAAACCACUAAAGGUCUUCCACAGACUGCCAUAUGCAAUUUGAAUAUCACACUGCCAACUCAUAAGAAGGACAUGAUGGAGUCUGAUCCUGAUGAUGAGACUGAAAAACCAGACCGACGUCAUACCUUUGCCUCCUUAGCUUUGCGUAAGCGCUACAGCUAUCUGACCGACCCUGCAGCGAAAACAACUGAUCGGAGCUCGCAGAGAACACAGCCUACUGGCUACGCUUACAAACCUGUCUUUUCAACGAGAUCUUAUCAGGCGUGGUCGGCUGUUCCUGUCUCCGUCUCUGAGCAAGCCAAGUCUGGGUUCGGUUCCCACUCCAGUUCAUCGUCCAACACGCCCAAUGCCUCUCCACUAAAGUCCGUGUGGUCCAUCACCUCGCCGUCCCCCAUCAAGUCCAACAUAGGCGGUUCACCGGCCCAUUCCAUCAAGUCAGUCAGCGACGUAGCAUCCCCCAUCAGGUCGUACAGGACAAUUUCAUCCCCAAUUAAGACUGUAGUUCAGCAGACCCAGUACCCAGUUCAGGUCACCCCCAGUCUCCUUUCAUCGCCAGUCAGAAGUGUUCCAGACUCCGUUUCCAUCAAGGGACUGGCAGCAUUGUCUUCUAGAACCUCUCCCAUCACCACUGGUGUGGGGUGUCUGCUAGAGAGGUCAUCAAUCGCCAUGAGCCCACCUGCUUCGCCCAAAUCCUCACUGAACAUGUACAGUUCAACUCUGCCAUUCAAGGGUGUCAUGGUGGGCACUGGCACCACAGCAUCGUCCUCUCCUAUAAAAACUGUUCCUGGCCUCUCCUCUGUCCGGUCCAAUGCAGACCCCUUAAGUCUAUUUUCCUCCCUUUCCUCACCAAUUAAAGCCAACACUCCUCCUAGUGCUGCAGCUCUGAUCAAUGGAACAGUGUCCCCUACAAAGUACCGCUCCUCCUCGCCCACAUCCCUACUCUCCAGCAGCUUACAGGAGAGGAUACAGGCAACCACCAAUGCAGCAACGACAAGCGUAAAUGCAGCCUUUGACGAGGUUGAAAAGACUUUCAAUUCCUGCUCUGCCUCUGGAUAUGGCACUCUGAAGUCCAUGUCCUCCUCAGCGUCAUCAUCUUACCAAUCCAUAAGAUCCUCAGCCUCUAGUUCCCUAUAUGCCACUCUAAGGUCCCCACCAAACUCUACCACCACUGUCACAUCUGGCACCAUGACGGUCCCAGUGUAUUCGGUUAUAAAUGUGUUGCCAGAGCCCCAAUUUAAAAAGCUCCCUGAAGUGUCAACGCCAGCUGCUGCCCUCUCGUCCUCUCGAAAAACUGUGCCUGCUGAGACAAACUCAGCCCAGUCUUCCUUUGCCAGAACUCUGUCACCUAUCAAAUCCUCCUUAUUUAUGCCCCCGACUGCCCUGAAAUCCACCACCUCAUCCCCGCUGUCCUCCAGCCAAGAGAUACUGAAGGACGUGGCAGAAAUGAAAGAGGACUUGAUACGGAUGUCUAACAUCUUGCAAACAGAACCAAGUUCAGCCUCCAAAGGUUUCCAGUCUGACUCUCCCAAAGAGGCUAAAAUAGAGGACGAGGAGCCUUGCAGAAUUGUAGAGAAAGUUAAACAGGACCUGGUCAAAGUUAGUGAGAUACUGACCAAGGAUAGCAAGACGGCUAUUAAAAUUAAUAAAACAGAUGAGGCACAGUGCUCUAAACAAGCACCAGUGGAUCCCCAGCCAAGCAACUGGAGUUAUCCACCAAGAUAUGAGACAGUGGUUCCACAAAUCAAAACUAAGACUAUACCAGACAGAGAUUUCAAUCUAUUGAAGGUAGUAGACUACUUGACAAAUGACAUUGGCAGUGGCUCAAUCUCAAAAACUGCAGAUGCAAAGCAUAGAUCCGAUGAUGUUAGAAGGGAAGGAGAGGAGAAACAAAAACGAAUGCUUAAACCUGAGCACAAGCUGAAAAUGCCACCCGCAAACAUGCGGUCCUCUGCCUCAGAAAAGGAGCUCUGUAAACUAGCAGAUGUGCUAUUUGGGCCUGAUGCCAUGUUAGAAUCUCCAGAUGACAUUUCACAUGACCAGGACAAGAGUCCCCUCUCAGACAGUGGCUUUGAGACGAGGAGUGAAAGGACACCCUCUGCCCCACAGAGUGCGGAAGGCAUGGGACCCAAGGCACUUUUCCAGGAUAUUCCACCAGUAAUCACUGAGACAAGGACUGAGGUUGUUCGUGUUAUUAGGAGUUAUGAGUCUCCUGAAGAUAACAAGCAACCAAUGAUGGAGGAUACAAGAGCAGUUCGAUACACUGAUGCAGAACCCAAAGGUCUGAAUGCAUCCAAUGUGGACCAAACUAAAUCAUUUCAGAUGAAAAUCAGCCCGGACGAUGACUCAAUGGGCAAGAGCAUGCGUGUGAAGGAAGAGACCCACAUCACGACUACCACACGAAUGGUGUACCACAAACCCCAGAGUAAAGAGAAUACAUCUGAGAGGAUGGAAGAAUCAAUGUCAGUGCAUGAUAUCAUGAAAGCUUUCCAGUCCGGCAGGGAUCCCUCCAGAGAACUUGCUGGACUGUUUGAGCACAGGGCCAGCAAUGAUGACACAUCGCAGAGGGAUAUAAACGUAAAGCCCAAAGUUGAAAGAAUAAUCGAGGUUCAUAUUGAAAAGGGCAACAAAACUGAACCAACUGAGGUCAUCAUCCGGGAAACAAAAAAUGACCCAGAGAAGGAGAUGUACUUCUACCAAGGGAAUAGUGGCCUGUCACGACAGGGAGAGGAGGAGCCUGAAGAAUCGCUCCCCUGUUACCUAGAGUCUUCCAGAGUAAACACGCCCAUGUCACAGGAAGACGACAGUCGUCCAAGCUCUGCACAGCUCAUGGCAGAUGACUCGUACAAAGCCCUGAAGCUUCUCAGCCAGCAGUCAGUGGAAUAUAAUGAUGAUGAAUCAUCAGAACUCAGAGGGGAGUCCUACAACUUUGCAGACAAAAUGCUUCUCUCUGAGAAACCAGACUCUUCUCACUCUGACACCGAGGAGUAUUUGAGGGACAGGUCUCAUUUUCACUCCCCAGAUAGGAGUAGUUAUAGUCAGGAACGGUCUAGUGGAUCAAGGCAAGAAUAUAUUUUGAGGUCAUCAAACAUUGACAAAUCAGGUCAAAUUGCCAAUGUAGAUGAUAACUUUGACAAACUAACAUUAUUGCAGUAUUCCUCAGAACCUGGUAGCCCAAAGCACUCUGUUUGGAUGCGUGUCACUGAUGACAGACAGAGUCAGAAUAGAGAAAAGCUAAUAUAUGAAGACAGAGUAGACAGAACUGUUAAGGAAGCAGAGGAAAAACUUAGUGAGGUCUCUCAGUUUUUUCGUGAUAAGACAGAGAAACUGAACGAUGAGCUCUCAUCCCCUGAGAAGAAGUCCCGCAGGUCAGACUUUAGGGAAACACGAUCUGGGCCUAGCUCUACGCACAGCAGUCCUGAAAGAUCAACCUAUAAGAAUGGGAGCAGUGGUGAGGAAUGUAGAGAACGUUUCAGGGACAGGUUUGGCUCCAAUGAUAGAAAAUGUGCUAGUUUACCGAGCAGCCCAGAGAGGAGAGUGCUGCUACAGUAUAAUGAUGACAAUAGAAAACCAGGUGAUGUCACUUCACAGGGCAAUGUGGGUGACGCCUCUAAACCAUUUCAAAUGUCAUCCUCCAAAGUCAGCGCUGUUAGGCUAAAAUUUGAACAAGAGGCUCAGAAGCAAGAAAAGGGUCCACAAUGGGGACAAACAUCAAAUGCCCCAGUAAGAAAACUCCAGGAAAGUACACUGCCUGUGUUUCAAGUCUUUGCUGGCUCAAAUAUCCCCAAAUCACCAGACAGUCCAGGAAGUACCAGGAAAGUUCUAGAAAGUGAGGUUAGAGGAUCUAGUAGACCAAGCCCCAGUCCAAAUAGGUAUAUAUGCUCAUCUCCUAAACACGACACAAACGGAAAUGAACAGGAAGAAAAAAAGUCCUUCAAAACUUGGGAAUGUCAUGGAAAUGGAAACUAUAAACCCCAAGUGUCAAAACUAGCUCACACAUUAGUUCAAGAUGCGCAUGGCAAUGACAGAAAUUCACAAAGAGAACUGCAGGGCUUUAGAGAUGGAAUAACCAGUAAAGAAGAGACAACCAAGAAAACUAUUUACACAGAGCUUGUGGUUCGAGAAAACCCAAAUAGUAGUGAUGUACGUACCGGUAGUCCAAAAAAAAACUCGGAAUCGCAAAUUCCUGUUAGAAUGCCGUGUAGUUUUUCAGAGAAUGAUCAAUCCAUAUCAUUAAAGUUAGAUACCUCUGUUAAACUGUGUGAAAGGGCAGGAUCACAAAUACCUACUUUAGCUAGAAAUCGGUUGCAUGGCAGCUCUGAAGCCAACAAAUCUACAAACGACUCAUCGGUAGAAAAAUCCUCCGAUUCUUAUGAUAGUAGUCAGUCAACUGUAGUAUGUAAUGGUAUAGAUAGCGACCAAGUAGAAUACUUGGAAAACAUAACCCCUGUAGUUGUCACGGAGGGUUUCAAAGACAUCAAACCAUUGCCAGUUUAUGUAAACAUCCAAGUGGGCAAGCAAUAUGAAAAAGAAACAUCUGGACUGCUGGGAACGUACCAAAAAAUAGUGAGUCACGAGAGCCGAACAGUACACGAGACACGGGGAGCAUUUUAUACUGUCAAACAAAAACAGCCCCCAUCUCCUCAAGGCAGCCCAGAGGAUGACACUCUAGAGCAAGUAACUUUAAUGGACAGCUCUGGCAAGAGUCCUGUUACUCCUGAGACACCAAGCUCUGAGGAGGUGAGCCUUGCCUCCAGAAAGACAGAUUCCGUGAUUGGAUAUAUGCCCGGCAUGCCCAGUCCAAUAGCAGAGGAGUCUGAGGAAGACGAAGGAAAGACCUUCAUCUACAGGGAGUCUCUGCCAGAGAAAACCAAGCCUGCCUCAUCAGAACCCUCCAACAGAAACCAGGAAACAUUGAAACGACCCAAAGAGAAACGAGUCGCUUACAUUGAGUUUCCCCCACCUCCGCCUUUAGAGGCAGAGCAUUCUGACCCUGAGAAGAGGGGGUCUUGUGCCUCCUCAGAAGCAGAGACAGAGAUGAUGGAGUUGAACCUCCAAGAGGAGCAUGAUCAGCACCUCCUUGCAGAGCCCAUCAUCAGGGUUCAGCCUCCGUCUCCAGUUCCCCCUGGAGCAGAUGACAGCAACUCUAGCGAUGAUGAGUCUAUCUUCCAUCCCAUCCCCAACAAAAAGUACACCUUCAAGAUGAAGGAGAAGGAGGAAGGAGAGAAGCGUCUGAAACCCAAAAAGCCUGAGAGGAACGGAAACAACAAGGAGUCAGGUACUAAUGGCGUUGUUAAAGCAGAGGAGGAAGACUUGGAGCAAAAUGACCAGUCAAUCACAGACUGCUCCAUAGCCACAACUGAGUUCUCUCAUGACACAGAUGCUACUGAAAUAGACUCUCUCGAUGGCUAUGACCUUCAAGAUGAGGAUGAUGGGUUGAGUGAGCAAGACCCUAAGACAUCCAGCCUGUCCAAUGAUGGCAAGACAUGUGAUCGUUCCUUUAGUCAAUCAAAGCUUGAAGUCAUAGAGGAGGAGAAAACACCAAGUGAGGAUGGAGGGGAUAAUGGGAAAGCAAACUCAGAUCAAAACAUUGGAGAUGAAAAAGACUACACUCUCGAGGGAAGACAUCCAGAUAGACAGUGCGAUAGACAAGGCUUUGCAGAUAACUUCUUUGGCUAUCAACUCGAAGAGGAGUUAAACUCUACCUUCAAAACUGUUGCCACGAAAGGCUUAGACUUUGACCCCUGGUCAAGCAAAGGGGGUGAAGGAGUUUUUGAUGCCAAAGCGAAAGAAGAAGAUCCCAAGCCUUUCGGUUUGUCUGUGGAUGACAAGUCGCAAGCCACCACUCCAGACACUACCCCUGCUAGAACCCCGACUGACGAGAGCACACCGACUAGCGAGCCUAACCCUUUCCCCUUCCACGAGGGGAAGAUGUUUGAGAUGACGCGCAGUGGUGCAAUUGACAUGAGCAAGCGGGACUUUGUUGAAGAGAGACUUCAAUUUUUCCAGAUUGGUGAGCAUUCCUCUGAUGGGAAAUCAGGGGACAAGGGGAGAGGGGGUAAGAGUCCGGGGGUAGUUACCUCUCAGUCAAAAACAGGGGAGAGGGGUGAAGGGGUGAAGGUAGAGACUGCCACAGACAGCAGCACAUCAGCAAAGUGCAUCCCUGCACAGACUGGCACUGGCUGUAGCGAUUCUCCUUCUGGUCUCACUGUAGCCGAGACCACAUCCUCAUGCACCAUUACGGCCUCUAAGGUUGACCCCAAAUUACGCACACCCAUUAAGAUGGGAAUAGCCGUCUCCAUUACAGUGAAAAAAGACUCUGGGGAUCUCAAAGAAUGUAAGGCAGAGAGGUCAGAAAGUCAGAUGGCAGAGUACAUUAACUUGGAAAACCAGUCAGUGGAGAGUCAGUCUAGCGGAUACACAGACCAAAAGCUGUUAGAAAGAAGAGAUAACCCUGCAGAGAACUGCAAUAACAACAAUAACCUUGAGUCCUCAAGCGUGCAGGCUAACUAUAUACAGUGUGGCAGUGUCGUGUUUAAUUUGCAGUCAUCUUCUGAACCCACACUUCAGAAAGCCAGUAGGAUUGAAGCUUUGUUCUGUAGUGACUCUGUAGAGAGAGUAGAAGAAAGCAGUGUUCAGGCUGAACAAAGAGAAAGUGAAGCCGUCAAGGAAGCUGAGACGAAGCAGCAAAAGUCUAGGCUGCCUGUCAAAGCGCCAGGGUGGUCUUUUCGUACACAAGACACAGCAAUAGGGAAGCAAAAACCCAAACAGGUUGUCAAGGCUGAGGUCAGGAGAAGAGCAGAGCCUGUCAUUGCCAAAGUAGAGCCCAGGUCUAGAAUCCCAAUCAAAGAUAUUAAAAAGAGCAGCACAACCAGCUGCCCAAUAUCAGUGCAGGUAACAGCUCAGUCUACCAGGGAGAGAGUAACCAUACAGUUACCCUCCAGGUUCCCCAUUAAAAACAGAUCUCAGGUUAGCUCGGCAGGUGAGACGAGUAGGGAAAACGGCAGCGAGGUUUGUAAACGCACCAUCGAGUACUUUAAGGGCAUUAGCGGGGAGACGCUAAAGCUGGCCGACCGCCUGUCAGAUGAAGAGAAAAAGACACAGGGAGAACAGUCCGAGGAAGACAGCACCUCCAGGAGCACCUCUCUGUCGGCCCCCUCUCAGCCCUCCCACUCGUCGAGGUCUGGUAGAGGCUCGAGAGCUGAGGCCGGGACCUUGUCCGUAAGGGCUAAGGUCGACAGGGCCUCCGGCAGUGAGAGGAGCAGGAGGAGUAGGCGGACUGGUGGGAAGGAGGGCAGUCAGGUUGCGGGGCCUCGGGCGCCCCCCGUCGCGGAGAUCAAGCCUAGUCCUCAGAGUCCCUGUGAGCGAACAGACCUGCGGAUGGCCAUCGUGGCUGACCACCUGGGACUUAGCUGGACUGAGCUAGCUCGGGAAAUGGACUUUUCUGUCGACGAGAUCAACCACAUCCGAGUGGAGAACCCCAACUCCCUGACAGCGCAGAGCUUCAUGCUACUAAAGAAAUGGGUCAGCCGGGACGGUAAAAACGCAACGACGGAUGCCUUAACUGGAGUGCUGACCAAAGUCAAUCGGAUGGAUAUUGUGACUUUACUGGAGGGGCCGAUAUUUGACUAUGGUAACAUUUCAGGCACGAGAAGUUUUGCCGAUGAUAACGCUGUUUACCUGGAUCAGGCUGAUGAUUAUCACAGCAUCCUAGCGGAGCUGCAAUCCCCAGUCCAACUGCAUUCUGACCCUCCCUUCACGGAGCUCCACUCUGAACCCCCUACCCUCACCAUCGACCCCACCCCUGUCCAGCUCCACCCACACCCCCCUACCCUCAUCCUCACCCAGUCUGAGCCCUGGACUGGCCACAUGGAGCCUAGUGUGGAGCUUGACACCUCCACUAGAACCCACCUUAGGCCCUGGGAGCUGUCCCUGUCCAUUCACACCCUUCACUUAGAUCCCACCGCUGCCACCAACACAGGAAUGGCUGAAGGUGACCAGGUGCUGAUGGUACAAGUGGAAGAAGAGAAAAAGGAAGUGGACAUAAGCCUCCAACAGCAGGAGGACAGCAGACAGACAGGGGCAUCAGCGGUGGAGGCUGAGGACGUCGUAAAGGGAGGUGGUGAGGAAGGGGUAGAGGUGGGUGAGAUGGCAGAAGAGGGGGAUAAAGUGGUAGAAGCAAAGAUCGGGGCUAAGGUAGCGGAAGAGGGGACUAAGGUGAGGGUGGAGGGGGGUAAGGUGGGGGUGGAGGGGGGUAAGGCAGUAGAGAAUGGGGCUGAGGUGGUGGAAGAAGGGGGUGCAUAUCUCUCCCCCCAGGCCUGGGCUGAGGCAUUGGGGGAGCAGGGUGUGUCUGGUUCCACCGAGGAAGAGGAUGGAGACGAAGACGAGAAGACAGAAGAUAAGUUAAAGUCGCUGUUGGAGGAUAUUCAUUUGGAGGAAGGCUCAGAGGAGGAGGACGAGGAAAUGACGGAGACCAGGGUUCAGGCGAUUCUUAGUCAGGUGCAACAGGCAGAAAAAGACGUGUGUUCACUUCCAGGUUGGCACAGUGACACAUCCAGCGUCAACGUGGAGCCCCCCACACCCGGCCGCAGUGUGAGCUCAGACCUGCUAGACCGCCAGGAAAAUAGCCAGGAGAACUCCAGUGACUCCAUCACCUCUUCCUCUAGAGGAGAGCUAGCGAGGUCUAGGUACAAUGGCGAUAACACGGAGCUACCACCUCAGGACGGGUCACUUCCUGUAUCGCAGGACUCAGCCAACGGAAGAACUGGACGUGGGAAGGAAGAAGGCACGCUUGUAUCUGAGAGGAAAGUCCAGCAGCGUUUUAGUGAGUCUGACGAGGAGCGGACUGUCACCACCAGGGUGUUUCGGCGCCGGGUCAUUUUCAAGGGAGAACAGGCAAAGAAUAUUCCGGGCGAAUCAGUGACAGAAGAACAGUUUACUGAUGAAGACGGUAACAUCAUCACUAGAAAAGUCAUCAGAAAGGUUAUCCGCCGGGUGUCCACACCCACGCCUGACGACCAGGGCGGGGACAGGGGGAGUUGGGACCGAGGAGACCCCUGGCCCUGCCCUUUCUUACUGGAGGAGGAGUUAGAGCAAGGAGAUGGAGCUAAAAGCAGGUCGGAAGAAAAGAAGCUUCAAUCGUAGGGGUAGCUGUGCUCCACCAGGUGUGCAGGAAUUCUUCUCAUCUGUUUCCAGGGCAGAAAGUUACAAACUGAAAAACUCAAGAAAUUUCAGCCAGGACUUGAUCCGUCUGAUUUCAAUAUGAGCAUGAAAAUCUCACUCCCUGUCAAUUGAGGGACCUGGAAGGUUCUCACCAUGGAAUCUGAAUUCUAAUUGUAUGGCUCUCACUUCCUGUGGUCUAUGGACCAGGAGAAUUCUGCUUCCUGUUUGUGACUCGUAACGUGCCAUUGGUGUCGUGAGAGCUUUUGAGGAGUAAUUGUGGUGACAACAAAAAGGACUCCCAUCACAGAAAAACUACAGGUUCAACUGAACAUACACCUGUGACCAAAGAUGGCACAAAAGCUCAAUUCUAGUAGUAGGAGAAAGAAAAUCAACAAAAUUACACAAAACCUAGAGGAACACUUCUGAUCCACCUCCAACACUCGCCUUAUAGUUUUUUCUUGGACCCAUAAAUGUCAGGUUGUAAAUUGCUGUGGGGUUUGUUUUCCUUUUUAAAACUAAAAAUAAUACACAGCUUUUUCCUGUAUAUAAAUUACAAUGUGUACAAUAGAAAAAUGAUGAGUUACAGGAUGAUAAUGCACAGGAGAGAACUUUACAAGUGCUUUCAACAUUAUUAUCAAAAUGGUUCCACUUUUAAGGAAGAUUUGAGUGUAACUUCACACGUUCUUGUAUAAUUCAUUAUUAUAGCAGGUAUAAUGUUUGUAUAUGAAAAAAGCUGGUUAGAUUUUAACAGAAGACAUUUCCAGAAAAUCUUCUGCAAAUUUAAGUGAUUCCUAAAAAGGGGAUGUAUCUAAUUCUGCAAAAGCAGAGUACUCAUAUUUUCAUGCAUGCCGUUCACAUUAUUUUAAGUACAAUUUUUACAAGUUUGCAAACACUGUAUUAAAAUGAGAAUUAAAACCCUUUAUCUGUGUACACAUAUAGUCCUUACAUUUGUCACCAGUUUUAUAUUUGAAAUGAAAAAAAUACCAUAAAAGCAUUUAUUGUGUCGGGGACUAGGAACAGUAUGAAGAAAAUUUGUUCUAUAGCUUCUUGAGGGUUUAAUGUAGUCUACCGUUUGUCUAUGUAAAACUGAACGGCAGCUUCUGCUGGCAUUAGCAUAAAUGCUAUGAGAAAGAAGUUAUCUGAAUGUAUAUGCUAGUAGACUGGCUCGCCGUAAAACUAUAACUGUAUUGUGUGUAUUGGCUAUAAGGUGUAGAGGUCUCUGUAAGACUGUUUGUAAUCAUUUUAGCGGUGUGUCAUUUGGUUUUAUGAAGGCUGCUGUGGUUUUAAAGAAAAGGUGUCAUUUCCUUUUGGGCUUUGGUGAAGUACUUCCUUAAAUUUAAUCUACUCACUUAAAGACAUAAGACAUUAUUUGAUUGUAGCUCUUAAUAGAAUAUGUAUGACAAAAACACUGGAUGGUCAAACGAUUAUUUAAGCAUCAAAUUGUGUGAUCUUUCUUGGCUUGAGAAUCUGUAUGCGGUGUCUAACUAGCAUUCAUUUGAUAGCUCAUUGGCGAUUACUUUGCAUUAGAUCUUCACUUUGUAUUGGUUUGACUAGAGGCCCAUGUAGUUAAAGUGUGGUGUUAUUCUGGUGUGAAGGCUCAGACUUAGUGUGAUGAUGUUUAUGCUGUGGACAUGACAACCAAGUAAAGGACUUUAUUUUUAGACAAGUGAAGUCAUUUAGGGUAUUGUAUCAUAUCUCCCAUCCUACAUGUCAAUCAGGGGGUAGAGGCUAAUUUGAUCAAUUUUGUUUGAUAUGUGUUUUCACCUGAGCUGAUUUUUCGAUGUACAAUUCUUACUAACAGAGUGAAGCCAUUGAAAUGUAACUAUUCUAGCACUUUGGUUAUUCAAAGUCUUAUUUUAGAGGCUAUAGCAGUAAUGACGCCACCACAAUGUUUCAAUUUAAAAACAAAAUAACAAAAUAAAAAUGCAUUGAUUUUGCAA